AUGUUUCUGCUACAUCUGUCUCCCUCUUUUUCGCUGCUCACACCAGCCUCAGAGGUUUCCAUCCGCCAGAGCCUGCACGAGAAAUUUCUCUGUGUCCUGCUGUUGUGCAUCCUGGCGGCUGCCUGCCUGGCAGAUGUUUCCCAUGUGAAACACCAUAAGCAUCAUCGCCACCAUGAUGACGACGAGCAUUAUAAUUAUCUGCCACCGUCGGAGGAAAAGGAUGACCUGGAGCAGCCCUUCUACAAAAAGGAGAAGCACACCAGUGAGCGCGUGGUCUACCACAAGGAGGAGGAACACGACGAACUACCCCGCCAUCAGCAUCACCACAAGGAGCAGCACUACCACCACGAGGAACCCAAGAAACAGCGCGUGGAUCACUACCAUCACUACGACAAGAAGCCGGAGGUGAAGACCGAACAUAUCCAUUACAAACACGACAAGCCGCAGGUCCGAACGGAUAAUAGUGGGGACCUGUUCACUCCGGCGGCCAGCCAAGUCGUAUAUAGACGGCGCCGUCCCCACCGCAUAACCUACGCCAGUGCCCCCAACUCUGUCUUUCACACGCACACCCAGAUCAACGUCCAGUCGCAGGACUCGGAACUCAACUCGCUCACCCGCCCAGAUCUCCCAGGAGGACAGCAAUUGCCAGCCGGAGCCCAGGCACCCACUGGCGCACAGGCGCCAACAGGAGCUGGCUUCCUGCCCAACUGCCAGAUUACAGGAGCUGGCAAUGCUCCUCCGGGCUGUGGACCGUCGGAUCCACUUGGAGCUCAAUUACCUGCAAGCGCUUUGGUUCCAGGUGCUGGGCUGCCUGCCAAUCAAGGAGCUCCGAUUCCAGCCGGUGGGCAGUUGGCUGUUCAGGGCAAUGGCCAGCGCCCACAGAAACCCUCUCGUCCAGGCGGAUACGGCGGCGGCUAUGGUAGAAACAACUUCUUCUUCGAUCCAUCGCUGUCUGCUCAGCUGGGCACUGCAGGCUUCCCCGUCCCUGUUGGCGGUGCUCAGUUGGCUGCAGGUCAAGGAUUUCCCAACCAGAAUCAGUUUGACCCCUCUUUCGGUGCCCAGUUACCCGCCGCGGGUCAAGCUCCUGCAGCUGGCGGCCCUUUCGAUCCAUCAUUUAGUGCAGCCGCUCAACGGCCGGCGGGUGGACAAGCACCGCUCCAGAAUCAGUAUGACCCCAAUGCACAAUUCGGAGGUCAGCUGCCCGCUGCCCAACAGCCAAAUCAACUCGGAAAUCCCGCUCUGGGCGCUCAGCUGGGAGUUGGCCAGGCUCCGCUUGGACAGAGGCCGAAUCAGCCGAGUCCUCCUCCGUUCGGUGCUCAGCUUGGUGCUGGACAGGCGCCUCUUCAGAAUCAAUUUGAUCCAUCUUUGGGCGCCCAACUGGGAGCGGGUCAAGUGGUGCCACGUUUGCGCUCUGGACGUCCACGCAACCGUUCCAACUACCAAGGUCUAAACGUUCUCAAUGGCAAUGUGUUCGGGCAGCCGCAUCUGCAGGGACCAACGAAUGCUCUGGGCAACCAGCAGGACACUAACAUCAUCGAUGGCAACUUCUACAGCGAUCCUAGCGUGCACCAUGGCCAUGGCCAUCAUCGUGCUCUGGUCUCUGUCAAUGGCAAUCAACGGUCGGUUCUAGUGACGGACGCGGAUCUUGAUGAUGCGGAUGACGAUACCGAUCCCACUUUCCCACUGGGUUUCGCGGCCAGUAGCCCACAGGCUGCCUAUGCGGCUGCUCCCAAAAAAGGCAGGAAAUCCAGUUUGAACAGGCACAGCAGCUCAAAGGAUGAUGACUUUGACCUAGGAACAGCUGCCUCAGAGCACGAUACGGACUACCGUGAGGAUGGCUAUCACUACACGAAGCCCAAACACUCGUUUGAGUAUUGA
Messenger RNA from Drosophila persimilis, 1878 nucleotides. RefSeq lists its product as uncharacterized. The coding region runs from base 1 to 1878 and encodes 625 amino acids. The transcript is spliced from 2 exons. The record is from RefSeq and is a predicted model, not a curated record. Lineage: Eukaryota; Metazoa; Arthropoda; Insecta; Diptera; Drosophilidae.